Molecule: messenger RNA, 601 nt
Organism: Suricata suricatta (meerkat)
Lineage: Eukaryota; Metazoa; Chordata; Mammalia; Carnivora; Herpestidae
Product: cyclic nucleotide-binding domain-containing protein 1-like
Exons: 5
Coding region: 15-449 (144 amino acids)
Source: RefSeq, a predicted model, not a curated record
UUUGAGCCAUCAAGAUGCCUCUAUCUUCUCUUCCUGCAGCUAUUUUGUCUCAUAUGAUAGCUAUAAACAAUGUGCCUCCUCCUCCACUUCACAGUUUACCAAGGUUGAAAAUGUCUAAGUACAUUGAUUAUGGCCAGUUGAAUGAAUUGUGCCAUAAGAGAGAACUACAAUCUAGGCAGAGUUCUUACAAUAUCCUGUCAGCUGACUAUAUGUUUAUAAAGCAAUACCCAAAAAUAUUCCUGAAGAGAAAAACCAGACUGCCUAACCUCUUCAAACAGGAGGAAAAAAGAGAACCUACUAAAGACAAAGAACUUCAACUGCAAAAACCUGAUGAUUCUCACAAUAUAGCUAUCCACGUAAAAAAAGCACAUGGUGGCCUUUCUUUAUAUGGACCAAAAAAUUUUGAAGAGAAGUUAGUAGGAUUACUGAAUAUUUUAAAGAAAUUGUGAGGUAACAAAGACCAAAGAUACUAAAUGACUUGACAAAGGUCAUGUGGUUGGCAGGUGUGGAAGCCUGAGAGAGAAUACAAUUUCUUAAGGUUUGAUUCUGCAGCUCUUUCAUUACCCCAUGUUUGUUCUGAAAAAGAAAAAUUUUGUGAUCA